AUGAUAUUUGGUCCCGACUACACUGUGGUCCAUCCUAUGCCUGGGCUAGGCAAGCCGCUGGACUAUGUGCCCAAGAAAGACGAAGAUCCGUUGUAUAUUGACGAUCCGUUUCCGUCUGCACUCGAUGUCGAAAACCUUGACCGUGCGCUCCUCCCGUUGACCACGCUUCGUGAAUUCAGCAUGCUACAGCUCAUGAAUGCGAUCACGGAUAAAGAGAAUUGGCAUAUUAAGAUAUUCGACGACGCGAUCGCGAGCAAGUGGAAAGCAGAGGCUAUCGAGGCCGCCCAAGCCGCAUUCCGCGCGCAGUACGCGAGGGAGCUUCGCCGCCCACCGACGAACCUCGACACAUGGCCAAUCCUAACCGCCCCACGAGACGAAUCCUCCAUGACUCCAGCCAUGGCCGACUUUUGCAUCGCCGAACUCCGUCACAAAGCGCGUUCUUUCCAAAACUCUCCCAACGGAGCGAUUGUCGUCUACAACGGAAACGUUGUAAAAUCGGAUAGUGCUGUAUCCCCCGAGGUCAAAACUGCGCUGCAGAAAGCUGUCGAACCGCUCGAGAAUGUACCCGCUCACCAGAAGGACUGGCAUCCGGGUUCUAGAGAGCAGGUGCUUGACCUUGUGCACCCGAGCUUGUUUCCGCUGGUCUAUGGAUUGUCCAAGGUCCUUCCUGUUGGUGCCAAAGCAACUAACCUUGAUGCUCACGAUGCCAUUAAACGGUCUGGGGAGGGCGACAUCAUCCCCAUUCCGGAGGCACCUCCCCCUCCGAAGAAACUCUACAGUUACCAGGAAAUGGGGCCCUCGAAUACCUACAGCACCAAAUUCCAGUGGAUGCCAUGCGAAGUUGAUAUCUCGGGAAAUAGAGCCAAGAUCCUGUCGUAUAUCAACAACCUACAUCCAGAGAAACACGGCGAGCUAUACCGGGUUAUCGAGGACGUCAUUACGGCCGCUAUCCCACUCUGGGAUCUGACUCUUGCCCCAUUGGCAGCCGCCUCCUUCCAGUUCCCUCAACGCAUCGUUUACACGGGGGUCGAAUAUGACCCUGAACCGGAAGACAUCCCUACGGACCAGAGCGGCCUUCCUGGAGAUGUGGACGACGAUAAUUACUGGGACCUUCGGAACGAAUGGAUUCGAAGGUUCAGGAGGGUUAUCCUCCCCGACGUUGAGAAGCCUUUUGACGCGGAAGAGUUUGAUAAGCCCGUUUCGUUCUCGCUUAAGAACCUCGUAAAGGACGGUCGACCGCUUCAAGUUAUUGUGAAACUUGCAAAUAUCGAGUUGACGCCGGAGAACCCGAGAUAUCGUGGUGGGACUUGGCAUGUCGAAGGGCAACUGAACGAACGUAUCGUCGCCACCGCCCUCUACUACUACUCAUCUGCCAACAUCACAUCGUCCUCCCUCGCGUUCCGGCAAUUAUCUCAAGUAAGGGACGCCGACGACAUUUACUACCCACAGAACGUGCAUGACUGGCUAGACGACAUCUAUGGCUGCCGCAAUGAGCAUAGUUCUGCCCAGGACGUUGGCAGUGUCGUCACGCAUGAGGGCCGCCUUCUGACUUUCCCCAACAUCCUCCAGCACCGCGUCCAACCUUUCUCGCUCGACGACAAGACUAAACCCGGCCACCGCAAGAUCCUCGCGCUCUUCCUUGUCGACCCUCACGUUCGCGUGGUCAGCACCGCUCACGUCCCAGCGCAACAUAUCGACUGGUGGAGGGAGGACUUGGAGAUCUCCGGCGAAAAAGAUGGGAAUCAGGCUGGUUUGGCAAGACUUCCCGUUGAGAUUCGGGAUUAUGUCUAUGACCAGGUGGACGAGUUCCCUAUUUCUCUUGUCGAGGCGAAGAAGUUGCGAGAGGAGUUGAUGGAAGAGAGGAAGAGGUUUGUGUUGAAUCACGAAAACGCGCUGGACAAUGUGAUCUCGUUCUCCUUAUGUGAACAUUGA
This is a messenger RNA of Coprinopsis cinerea okayama7#130, 1932 nucleotides long. RefSeq lists its product as hypothetical. NCBI's taxonomy places the organism in Eukaryota, Fungi, Basidiomycota, Agaricomycetes, Agaricales, Psathyrellaceae. The record is from RefSeq and is a predicted model, not a curated record. The transcript has 5 exons. The coding region runs from base 1 to 1932 and encodes 643 amino acids.